Messenger RNA from Exophiala xenobiotica, 3174 nucleotides. RefSeq lists its product as uncharacterized. Bases 1 to 3174 code for a protein of 1057 amino acids. Gene Ontology annotation, biological process: glutathione metabolic process. NCBI's taxonomy places the organism in Eukaryota, Fungi, Ascomycota, Eurotiomycetes, Chaetothyriales, Herpotrichiellaceae. The record is from RefSeq and is a predicted model, not a curated record. Gene Ontology annotation, cellular component: cytosol. Gene Ontology annotation, molecular function: 5-oxoprolinase (ATP-hydrolyzing) activity. The transcript is spliced from 4 exons.
AUGCUGUCGCGAGGAAUGUCCGCUACUGCCGAUGCUUACUUAACUCCCAUCGUUCAAAAGUAUAUCCAAGGCUUUCAGAAGGGGUUCUCAGAUCGCUUACAGUCCACCAAUACGCACUGUGAGUUUAUGCAAAGCCAUGGUGGCUUAGUAGACGUCAGAAAGUUCUCUGGUCUUCGUGCUGUCCUCUCGGGACCUGCUGGCGGUGUAGUCGGCUAUGCUCGGACUGCUCACGACCCAGAGGACAAGACUCCUGUCAUUGGCUUCGAUAUGGGCGGAACCAGCACGGAUGUUUCCAGAUUCGACGGCUCCUUCGAACAUACCUUUGAGAACAUGACUGCAGGUAUCUCAAUCAUGGCACCGCAGCUGGACAUCAACACCGUGGCGGCUGGUGGUGGUAGUAAGCUCUUCUGGAGGCAUGGUCUCUUCGCGGUCGGUCCCGAUUCAGCUGGCGCCCAUCCUGGCCCAGCCUGCUAUAGGAAAGGAGGCCCGCUCACAAUUAGCGAUGCCAACGCGUUCACUGGUAGCCUGUUGCCCGACUAUUUCCCAAAAAUCUUUGGGAAAGGUGAGGAUGAGCCUCUCAACAUCGAGGUCACCAAGGUUAUGUUUACUGAGCUUGCUGAGCAAAUCUCGCGAGAAACGGGACAAAGCAAGAGUCCUGAAGAAGUUGCGAUUGGUUUCAUCGACGUAGCCAAUGAAAGCAUGGCCAAACCAAUUAGGGCUUUAACGGAAGCUCGAGGAUUCGAUACUGCUCAACACACCUUGGCCUGUUUUGGUGGUGCAGGAGGUCAGCACGCAUGCGCUAUUGCUGCGUCGCUUUCCAUACGAAGGGUGAUCAUUCACCGAUACUCAUCGAUCCUAUCUGCCUAUGGCAUGGCACUCGCCGAUGUCGUACAUGAAGUGCAGAGACCGGCUUCCGGGGGUUUCACCACCGUGGCAUCUAUCCAGGCGAUCAUCGAUGACAUGAGGGCCGAAGUUGAGAAAGAACUGAUCGUGGAUGGUAUCGCAAAGAACCGCAUCCAUUGUGAGGUCUAUCUCAACCUCCGAUACAAAGUCACAGACAACAGUCUCAUGAUCCUAGAGCCUGCAGACAAAGACUUCCUAGCCGAGUUCACUCGUCAGCAUCAGAGAGAAUAUUCCUUCACUUUCCCCGAGAAAGACGUCCUGAUGGAUGACAUCCGGGUCAGAGGCAUUGGCUACUCGAUGGAGCAAAACAUCGAAUCCCCAUACCCAGAACUCCACUCACUUCAGAAAUUCGAUGCGACGCCCAGCGAUUCCAUCGCAAAAUCGGAUUUGUACUUUGCGCACCACGGGUGGGUUUCAUCGCCGAUUUAUCUGCUCCAGAACCUGAAACCUGGUUGUAUGGUCCAAGGACCGGCCACGAUCAUUGACAAGACGCAAACCCGCAUCGUCGAGCCACUAGUCAGAGCAACCAUUCUCGGCAGCCAUGUCGUCCUGGACCUGCCGGCAAAGACCACGACCACGCUGUCCAAAACUACCAUCGACCCCAUCAAAUUGUCCAUCUCCGGACACCGCUUCAUGUCGAUCGCCGAGCAGAUGGGUCGGACCUUCCAGAAAACAGCCGUGUCGACAAAUAUCAAGGAGCGUCUGGAUUUUUCUUGCGCAAUGUUCUCGCCUGAUGGCUCUCUAGCAGUCAAGUUCCAGGCCGAGAAGCACCGAGGAACUCUCAAGCCUGGAGAUGUACUCUGCAGCAACCAUCCACUGGCUGGUGGCGUUCAUCUUCCAGACAUAACAAUCAUCACCCCAGUAUUCGAUGCAGAGGGACAGAACAUCAUAUUCUGGGUUGCCUCCCGAGGACAUCAUUCUGAUGUCGGCGGAAUCAGUCCUGGUUCUAUGCCGUCAAAUAGCAAAUUCCUGUAUGAAGAAGGCGCCGCCAUCAUCAGCUUGAAAAUUGUCAGUGGUGGUGUCUUCGACGAGGAGGGAUGUCGUCGCUACUUGUACGACGAGCCUUCCCAGUUCAAAGGCUGCAGUGGAUCGCGUAACUACAGAGACAACUUGUCGGACCUGAGGGCGGCAAUCGCCGCAAACAAGAAGGGUGCCAAUUUGAUCGAUGCUCUCGUUAGAGAGUUUUCCAUCCCCAUUGUCCACCUUUACAUGGACGCCAUUGGCGAGAAUGCUGAAAUUGCAGUCCGCUCCUUUUUCCGUCGCGUGGCCAAGGAGCGCAAUGGAAAACCCUUGUCCUUCGAAGAUUACAUGGACGAUGGCUCAGUCAUCAGAUUGGAGAUCGGUAUCGACUCGGAGAGUGGAAGUGCGGAUUUCGAUUUCACCGGAACCUCGCAGGAGACGAUGAACUGCCUGAAUGCGCCCAAAGCCAUCACUUAUUCUUGCGUCAUCUACUCUCUUCGCUGUCUUAUCAACCUGGACAUUCCUUUGAACCAAGGGUGCUUGGCCCCCACGCAGAUCAUUAUUCCUGAGCACACGAUUCUGAACCCAUCUAGACAUGCCGCUGUGUGCGCAGGGAAUAGUAUCACCAGCCAGCGUAUCACCGAUGUGAUUCUGGGAGCUUUCCAUGCCAUCGCGGCAGGCCAAGGCUGUGUGAAUGUGUUUAGUUUUGGUUUCGGGGGCACCGACGACACUGGCAGGGAGGUCCCUGGCUUCGGCUACAUCGAAACCAUAGCCGGAGGCUCUGGGGCAGGACCCUCCUGGCAUGGCACGUCCGGCGUCCACGUCAACUCCACGAACACACAAUGCGCUGACCCUGAAGUGUACGAGCUUCGUUAUCCUGUCAUCCUGCGCCGAUGGACACUUCGAGAAGGUUCGGCCGGUCAAGGCAAGUUUCGUGGAGGGCAAGGCUGUAUCCGCGAUGUCGAGUUCCGCAUUCCCCUGCACGUUUCCAUGCUCAGCGAGCGUCGAGUCAUCCGCCCAUACGGAAUGGCCGGUGGUGGACCUGGCGGCGCCGAGGUUAAUUUGUAUGUGAAGAAAGAGACCAAUGAGACUGAGAGAGUCAUCAAUAUCGGUGGAAAGAUGGAGUUGAACGUUUCUCCAGGAGAGCGUUUGAUCAUCAACACACCUGGUGGUGGUGCAUGGGGUGCUCUUGACCAAGACAACGUCAAUGAGGCCAUCAAUGGCGUUUCAUAUACGACUUCGGCUAACGGGAACCACUUUGAACCUCGAGGAAGUGUGCACAACUGGAGAUUGAUUGCGGAGGGGGUAUAG